This is a messenger RNA of Ornithorhynchus anatinus (platypus), 4878 nucleotides long. RefSeq names its product dihydropyrimidinase like 5 (gene DPYSL5). Lineage: Eukaryota; Metazoa; Chordata; Mammalia; Monotremata; Ornithorhynchidae. The coding region runs from base 43 to 1806 and encodes 587 amino acids. The record is from RefSeq and is a predicted model, not a curated record. Gene Ontology annotation, cellular component: cytoplasm; cytosol. The transcript is spliced from 13 exons. Gene Ontology annotation, molecular function: hydrolase activity, acting on carbon-nitrogen (but not peptide) bonds, in cyclic amides.
AAAGGGCGCGGUGAAGUAACUGCUCGGAGCCCGAGUGCUGAAAUGGCAUCAAUGGAAGACAUAAACCUGGAUGCACCAAUGGACCCGGGCUUUGUCUGGGCAGGGAGGAAUAUGCUCGCCAAUUCAGCCAGUGUGAGGAUUCUCAUCAAGGGAGGCAAGGUGGUGAAUGAUGACUGCACUCAUGAGGCUGAUGUCUACAUUGAGAAUGGCAUUAUCCAGCAGGUUGGACGGGAACUCAUGAUUCCUGGUGGGGCCAAAGUCAUCGAUGCCACUGGGAAACUGGUCAUCCCCGGAGGCAUAGACACCAGCACUCACUUCCACCAAACCUUCAUGAAUGCCACUUGCGUGGAUGAUUUCUACCAUGGAACAAAGGCAGCACUAGUAGGAGGAACAACUAUGGUCAUUGGCCAUGUUUUGCCUGACAAGGAGACCUCCCUUGUGGAGGCAUAUGAGAAGUGCCGGAGCCUGGCUGACCCUAAGGUCUGCUGUGAUUACUCACUCCACAUGGGGAUCACCUGGUGGGCCCCCAAGGUUAAAGUAGAAAUGGAGACUCUGGUGAGGGAGAAGGGUGUAAAUUCAUUCCAGAUGUUCAUGACUUACAAGGAUUUAUAUAUGCUACGUGACAGUGAACUUUAUCAAGUCUUCCGAGCCUGCAAGGACAUUGGUGCCAUAGCCCGAGUCCACGCUGAGAAUGGAGAGCUGGUAGCUGAGGGUGCUAAAGAGGCACUGGAUUUGGGUAUCACCGGUCCUGAGGGAAUAGAGAUCAGCCGUCCAGAGGAGCUAGAAGCUGAAGCCACCCACCGUGUGAUCACCAUUGCUAACAGGACUCACUGCCCUGUUUACCUGAUCAAUGUUUCCAGUAUCUCUGCUGGUGAUGUGGUUGCUGCUGCUAAAAUGCAAGGAAAGGUUGUGUAUGCAGAGACUACGACGGCACAUGCCACGCUGACGGGCUUGCAUUAUUACCACCAGGAUUGGUCUCAUGCUGCUGCCUAUGUCACCGUGCCCCCUCUGAGACUGGACACGAAUACGUCAACCUACCUCAUGAGCCUGCUAGCCAAUGAUACUCUGAACAUUGUAGCUUCGGACCACCGGCCCUUUACUACCAAGCAAAAGGCCAUGGGCAAGGAGGAUUUCACUAAGAUUCCUCACGGAGUGAGCGGCGUGCAGGACCGAAUGAGCGUCAUCUGGGAGAGAGGAGUGGUUGGAGGAAAGAUGGAUGAAAACCGCUUUGUAGCCGUCACUAGUUCGAAUGCAGCGAAGAUUCACAACCUGUAUCCCCGGAAGGGACGCAUCAUCCCCGGAGCCGAUGCCGACGUGGUGGUCUGGGAUCCGGAAGCGACAAAGACCAUCUCAGCCAGCACCCAGGUGCAAGGGGGAGACAUAAACCUGUAUGAGAACAUGCGCUGCCACGGGGUCCCUCUAGUCACUAUCAGCCGCGGAAGAGUCGUGUACGAGAACGGCGUCUUCAUGUGUGCCGAGGGGUCAGGCAAAUUCUGUCCACUUCGGUCCUUCCCAGACUCUGUGUACAAGAAGCUAGUCCAGAGAGAGAAGAGCUUAAAGAUAAAGGGAGUGGACCGCACUCCCUACCUAGGGGAUGUGGCUGUGGUUGUGCAUGCUGGGAAAAAAGAGAUGGGAACUCCACUUGCAGACACCCCCACCCGGCCUGUCACCCGACACGGGGGCAUGAGGGACCUUCACGAGUCCAGCUUCAGCCUGUCUGGUUCUCAGAUCGAUGACCACGUUCCAAAGCGAGCCUCGGCUCGGAUUCUCGCUCCCCCCGGAGGCAGGUCGAGCGGCAUUUGGUAAAAGCACCGACGACCAACCCCCCAAUUAAGGAUGCAGCGGCAGCCAGCCCAACUCUUGGCCGCCCCCUCACCACCCGGCACCCCAGGGAGGCUGGGCCAAGCGGCAUCCUACCUACCACCUGGGGGCCUGGGGGGUGGGGGUCGGGGGGUGGCACACGGAACACUCGGGACCACUAAACCUGUCUUGCACACGUCACUCUCUGUGCUUUGAGCCAACCCGAACGAGCAUUGGGAAAUGCCACUCCCCGGGCCGUAGCCCCUUCUUUUCCCGGCCUCGGCGGGCUGCGUCGGUGAGAUGGGGGGGCCCUGGCCUGUGCCCGGACCCCGGAGCCCAAGGAGCAGCCUGUCCUUUCCUCUCCUGCUUGCCCUGAGUUUUCUGCUCUGUGUGAGGGUGAGCUUGAGCCUGCUGCUCCCUGGCCUGACCCACCUAGCCAAGGCACAUUCACAAAACAAAAGAACACUCUGCCCUUCGCCCCACCCUCACCCUCUACUUCCACCUCCCUCCCCUCCCCGAGCCCCCCAGUCCCAUUUCCCGGGCCUCCCGACACCCGUCCGGCUUCCCGCCGGGGUAGAGGUGGGCCCUGGGCAGGUCGGGGACAUUAUGCAGUUUAAACCCACCGAGCCCCCUGCCAGCUUCAUUUCCUCUUCCCCUCCUGACAGUAACCUUCCUGCCCCCGUUGAGAACAAGCGUCCAAAGCGCUUAGAGCUGGUACAGACGUGGGGCCGUGUGCCGCGCACGUGUAAAUGAUUUCGUUUUGCACGUUUGGUUUGAGCAGUGGUUUGGUUUGAGUUGUUUGUGCAUCAUGUGAAGAAACGGUGCUUUGUGUCACUAGCGAUAGGAUAGAAAAUGGGGAUAGAUAUAUGGUCCUUAAGAGAUGCUGUAAGUAACACUGACCAAAGGGGUAAAGCAGGUGUGAGCUACUGGGGGUACAGUGGGCCAACCAGAUCCCCUCUCCUCCCGUCCCCUACACUGGGCCUCUUGUCUAGUUCCAGAGCUUUAAGAGGUACAGCUCUUUUUCCCCAGGCUGGAGAGGGGCCUUUUCCCAGGCCUUUCUCCUUCCACAGACCAAAUGCAAGUAACCAGGUCCCAUUAUCUCCUGCCCAGGGUAAGUUUUAGCGGCUGUAACUGGAUGGAGGGUGGGGACCUGGAAAGGGAGAUGAACAACCCCUUGGUCCAGGCUUCCCAUCACCCUCCUCUGCUGGUUCUUCUGCGUGCCGACUUACUGGCUGGAUCCCUGCUUCCGAGCCAAGCCCUUCCACCUCUGUGAUUGUUAGGAUGCCCUCACUCCUGCCCAGGGAGGAAAAGAGAAGAUGGACAAGGAGGCAGGAGAGAGAAAAAGGAAGGAGAGACUCCUGCAGAGCUCUAAGACAGCCAAGACAGAGUCCAUCUGCCGUUUAAGUCCAUCUGCCUCCGGCUGUCGGCCUCCUGUUGAGGCCUCAUCAGGCCUCCUGUAGGGCUAGGCGGGGAAAAUGUUUUAUUUUAGGACUCAGACUGCCCUGUUUUCUCCCUCCCCCGGGGGUGGGCAUAGCUACUGGAUCCCUCCUGACCUAUAUAUCUGCCCCGGUAGAAUCCAGAAAACACACAGAGCCUCGGGGACCUCCUCUAUCGGCUGGAUUGGCUACAACUGUGGGAUGGCUGUUCCAUCGGGCAGUCCGAGGGAGAUGGGGAGGCUCCUCAGUAUAUCUUCUCCUCCUUCCUUUGUUACUUUCUUCCCCGGCGACACUGUUCCAACCUCCGUACGCCACCGCUUGAACCAGUCCUCCCAAGCCCAGAGUUCCCGGGCAGCGUGAUGCUCCCCAAACUGUUUACACACGGGCUUCCAAGCUGUUGAGAGAGCUCGGCGCCACUGCCUUACCACCCGGUUGCCGGAACUCCCCAGGAAGCCCUGGCUCUCUGCCCCAGCUCGGGGGAGGAGAAACGAGGGCGGCUUCUUGCCACUGAUCCCACCCGACCUCCGAAUCGUCCCACUCUCUAGUCAGGAUUCUGUCUGUCCCCUUAGGGCACGACUGUUUUCUCUCCUUCACGUCUCCAUGCCGACGAACCAAGAUUCCUGUUGGGCCUGCGGCCUGCAGGACUUGGGAGGCUUGGCCCGUGGUUUGAACUUCCAAAAGUUACUCCCUAGGAAUCCCUGUUCCCUCCGACCACAAGCACUGUCACCCCGACUCCCCUCCGGCUCCACAGUAGGUCUUGGGCCCGGGGCCAGAGAGCAGGGUGGAGGCAGGCGACGGAGCAGGGGAGACCAACCGUUGGUCGGCUCUGCUCCUCACAGUUCUUGAGGUCUCACCGUGGGGUGGAGCCCCCCCCAAACCUCUGCCUUGGAGAAGAGGCUCCCCGCCGCGCCUGAGGUGGGAAGGAUCCGCCUGGUGGCCCCUUCCCCCUCCUGACCUCUGCUCGGGGCUUCCAAGCUGGCAAACGAGAGCAGGUCGGGGAGGAGAAGACGACCGCUCUCAGGCUGGAGGAACUAGGGGUCGACAGAAGUGGCCAGCCGCACCACCGCCAAUCUCCCUGCCCCCAAAAGGUCCCCCUCACAAGUCCCCGGAGCUGGUCCCGUGCCCGUCUCCCCCGCCUCCGGCGGUGGCGACGGGAAGGGGCUCCGAUUGCAUGGAAUGCAGCUCUCAAACUGGUCUUGUAUUUACUGGAUUAAAUGCUGUUUUUCUUGCCUUAGCUGCUCUCUAGGUUUGUGGGGUUUUGUUUUGGGAACGUCGUGCUACCGUGUGUGUGUGUGUUUAGUGCUAGGCGUCCACAGUAGGUCUCUGUCGAGUCUGUACCGGGAUGAGGGCGGCUUUUCGGACACUGACCCAGACACCACCAGGACCGAACUUGAAACCAAAACCUUCCUCCAGCAGCAGAAGCGGCAGGCGGGGUCGGGGGUCGGGAUGGAACCGACCCAGGCCCCCACAUGCGUCUACGGGACUUCCCCGCGCCUCCGUUGAUGUUAUGGUGCUAAGACCGUGUCAGCCCCGAGAUGACACACUUUCCUGUGCUUUAACCACCUGUUUCAGACAGAAAAAAAAAAUCACCCCGACACGUUGUGUUUUGGUGCAGGUUUGUAUUAAACUGUAGCUAUUCUCA